Molecule: messenger RNA, 2016 nt
Organism: Podospora bellae-mahoneyi
Lineage: Eukaryota; Fungi; Ascomycota; Sordariomycetes; Sordariales; Podosporaceae
Gene: TRM7
Product: tRNA (uridine-2'-O-)-methyltransferase trm7
Exons: 2
Coding region: 832-1989 (385 amino acids)
Biological process (GO): cytoplasmic translation; tRNA methylation
Cellular component (GO): cytoplasm
Molecular function (GO): tRNA methyltransferase activity
Source: RefSeq, a predicted model, not a curated record
UUUUGCGUCUUUUGGCGUUUUGGGCCGCCUUUCGAUUGCGAGCGCUUGGCCUGCGUUUGCUCGCCGGAGUGCUUUCUCUUCUUGUCGAACGCCAUUGUAUGAGACUGGCAGAAUCGGUAGCGCGGGAGUCGGGCAAAGUUGAGAGAGGGCCUCGAUAAAGAUUGGAGCUGCUGUGCGAUGUUUUGCUUACAUCAACAGAAUAAGAGCGCCUUGAUGAUAUGUGAGCGACCGUAACGUACUUAUCGAUGUGUUUUGAGAUGUGAUGUCGAAGGUGAAGUAAAUAUCCCUGCAAGAAAAGUGAAAAAUCGAUGGGAAACUUACAAUUGGCGGACCCACUUUUUAGGAAGUUCAGUUCAGCUGCCGAAGAGAAGGAUGGCUCUCAGCCCGGCAGUACAAAAUGGUCAUCAGUGGAGAGCAUUGCAUUCUCAUCCAAACUGCUGGAAGAUUCACUUAUGAGAUCUUCAGUCUCGACAUGAGCAUUUAUAUGCCGUGGCUGACAACUUGCAACUGUCAUGCUAGAACCCUAACCCUUGUAUUCCCUCACCGCCUGCCGGAAACAGCUAGCCAGAAUUUCAGUUACACCACUACCUGCCCCGCGAUGCACUGAAUUUGGCAUCAAAAAAGUUCAAGCUUCAUGUAAGCCUGCAUUAAACACUCACAUUCCAACCGGCUACUUCGUGAGGUCCCAAAUCGAAUCUCACUCGACUUUCCAAUUCUGCUCACAAGAUAUUAUUCUGGAUCUAUCUCCAAUUUCCUGGAAUCUAUUACCUUACUUAAACGAAAACUCACCUUCGGUAACACACACAUUGCGGGGUUCAUAUUUCUGCCAGAAUGGGAAAAUCGUCAAAAGACAAGCGCGACGCCUACUACCGGCUCGCCAAAGAGCAAGGAUGGCGCGCCAGAAGUGCUUUCAAGCUCCUCCAGUUGGAUGAGGAAUUCAACCUCUUCGAAAAUGUCACCAGAGUUGUAGACCUGUGUGCUGCCCCGGGCAGUUGGUCUCAAGUUCUCUCCAGAGUCCUGAUCAAAAAUGAAAAAUUCGGCCGCUGUGCCUGGGAAGACCGUGAAGCCCAGUUCCGUCAGAGGAUGCUCAACUUAAUCCCAUCAGCGUCCUCCCAAGAGGACAGCCAGCAAGAAACGAAGCAAGACGUUGGAAUGGCCAACACACAAGAUGAAACCACCGCCAGGCCAGACGUCAAGAUCGUCUCCAUCGAUCUCCAGCCCAUCAGCCCCCUCCCGGGCGUCAUCACCCUCCGAGCCGACAUCACCCACCCCGCCACCGUCCCCCUUCUCCUCAAAGCGCUGGACCCAUCUUACGACCCCGAAACAUCCACCAACCAACAAGCCCAACACCCAGUCGACCUCGUCAUCAGCGACGGUGCUCCUGAUGUCACCGGUCUACACGACCUCGACAUCUACGUCCAAUCCCAGCUCCUCUUCGCCGCCCUCAACCUCGCCCUCUGCGUGUUAAAACCAGGCGGGAAGUUUGUCGCCAAAAUUUUCCGCGGCCGCAACGUGGACCUCCUCUACGCCCAGCUCAAGGUCUUCUUCGAGAAAGUCCACGUGGCCAAGCCAAGGUCUUCCCGUGCGAGCAGUGUGGAGGCGUUCAUCGUCUGCAUCAACUUUCAGCCGCCAGAGGGUUUCAAGGCCAGCUUGGAGGAGCCCUUGGGCGUGGGUAGCCGGCUGGCUGAGUUGCAAGAGCAACAGCAAGACCCCAUCUCGCAGGCUGAGCCAUCAAAAGCGGAUGAUGAUGGUAUCACUGAGGUUAUCCUCGAGGACCUUUCCGGAAGCGAUAACAAGAACAGAUGGAUAGCCCCUUUCAUCGCCUGCGGUGACCUUUCGGCUUUCGAUUCUGAUGCCUCUUAUAAGCUCGCAGCCGGUCACGUUUCUCUGCCUCCUGUGCAACCACCUACUGCGCCGCCUUACAAACGGGCUAUUGAGUUGAGAAGGCAGAAUGGAGGUGCCUAUGGGAAGCCGGUAGUUGCCAAAUAGUCAGCCACAAAAGCAUCACAUGCCAAG